Onychomys torridus (southern grasshopper mouse) is the source of this 2521-nucleotide messenger RNA. RefSeq names its product kelch domain containing 8B (gene Klhdc8b). Lineage: Eukaryota; Metazoa; Chordata; Mammalia; Rodentia; Cricetidae. The transcript has 7 exons. Gene Ontology annotation, molecular function: protein binding. The record is from RefSeq and is a predicted model, not a curated record. The coding region runs from base 794 to 1858 and encodes 354 amino acids.
AUCUCCAGACAAGCUUUAUUUGUCAGAACACAAACAAAAUAUCAUACGACAGAGACCCAUGCUCCCAAUCAGCUCCCAAAAUCCCCAGAAGGAUUUGGUCCCAGUCACCCACAGUGGUGACCUGUUUGAGGGCACCUCCUUUGUUGGCUGCUUUGUUUGGUCUUCUUGCUGCUGGUGCCUCCUGGGUCUACCUCCCACACUAACUACGUGCACUGUGUCAUUGUCUCUGGAUCUGCUUUGGGAAAUUCAGAUAAACACUGUCCAUGAAAGGGGAAGAAGCAGGAAGCAGACGCAGACCACUGCAAGCAGCUCUUCACCCAGGAUUCUGAAUGCUCCUAAGAUGGGCGGGGCCAAGGUUUGAGUCGAAGGUGGAACCCAGAUGCUAGCCGGCCGGAUGUCCAUAUGCCUGUCUGUUCAUUUCGGGUGAUCGUGGGUCGGUGCGCCCUACUCCUGCCGUGGCAUGUGCAGAGUUAAGGCGGGAGGAGGAUUCCCCGAAUCUGGGGAGGGGGGAGCGAGGGGCGGACCUGGACCGGCCCCGCCCCACGCCGGAGCGGUGCGGGAGCCCCACCAGAGCCCAGCUUCAGCCCUAGCCAGAGCCAGCGUCAGCGGAGGCGGAACAGCGGACCCCGUGCCCUGGCGGCGUCAGAGAUCCAGCGGGUGAAGGCAAGGUCCCUUGGACUGGUCAGACACACCCUUACAGCCCUGGCAGAAUCAAGAUGAGGCCCUAUUGUGUCCCCCCAGUGAGGCCCACAGCCUGAGCAAAAAGCAUGGCCUGCCACCGGCAGUGAGCAACAUGGCUGCAGGAGGUGGCCGGGCCUUUGCUUGGCAGGUGUUCCCCCCCAUGCCCACUUGCCGGGUAUAUGGCACAGUGGCACACCAGGAUGGGCACCUGCUGGUGUUGGGGGGCUGUGGCCGGGCUGGGUUACCUCUGGACACUGCUGAGACACUGGAUAUGGCCUCACACACAUGGCUAGCGUUAGCGCCCCUGCCCACUGCCCGGGCUGGUGCAGCUGCUGUGGUUCUGGGUAAGCAGGUGCUAGUGGUGGGUGGCGUGGAUGAAGUCCAGAGCCCAGUAGCCGCUGUGGAGGCCUUCCUGGCUGAUGAGGGCCGCUGGGAGCGUCGGGCUACCCUCCCUCAAGCAGCCAUGGGGGUUGCGACUGUGGAGAGAGAUGGUAUGGUGUACGCCCUGGGGGGAAUGGGUCCUGACACGGCCCCCCAGGCCCAGGUACGGGUGUAUGAGCCCCGACAGGACUGCUGGCUCUCGCUACCUUCUAUGCCCACACCCUGCUACGGGGCUUCCACCUUCCUGCACGGGAACAAGAUCUAUGUUCUGGGAGGCCGCCAGGGCAAACUCCCAGUGACUGCUUUUGAAGCUUUUGAUCUGGAGACCCGUACGUGGACCCGACACCCAAGCCUGCCCAGCCGCCGAGCCUUUGCUGGCUGUGCCAUGGCCGAAGGCAGUGUCUUUAGCCUGGGUGGACUACAGCAGCCUGGGCCCCACAACUUCUACUCCCGACCACACUUUGUCAACACUGUGGAGAUGUUUGACCUGGAGCAUGGGUCCUGGACUAAACUGCCUCGUAGCCUGCGAAUGAGGGAUAAGAGGGCCGACUUUGUGGUUGGCUCUCUUGGGGGCAACAUUGUGGCUAUUGGGGGCCUUGGGAACCAGCCAUGCCCUCUGGCCUCCGUGGAGAGCUUCAGCCUUGCGCGGCGACGCUGGGAGGCACUGCCUGCCAUGCCUACAGCCCGAUGCUCCUGUUCCAGCCUACAGGCUGGGCCCCGGCUGUUCGUUAUUGGGGGUGUGGCCCAGGGCCCUAGUCAAGCUGUGGAGGCACUGUGUCUGCGCGAUGGGGUCUGAAGGCCUAGUGAGACCUGUCUACCAGAGCAGCUCAGUAGAGAAGCAGAUUGGGCUCCUUUUCACUGCUGAAGAGGCUCCCCAUAGCUCUGUAGGAUGAGGGAGGCACAGGAAAGGGUACCCGAGUUACUGCCUUAGGGACUGGGGUUGGAGGAGCCUUUGUCUUUAGCACAGGACACACAUGCUCACACCUAUUUUUACCAACAUCUACUCACAAACCAUAGCUAGCUCUACCCAUGCCCUAGCACUUACUAGGCCCUUUGUCUGCUCUGAAGUGUGAAGAGGAGAGUGCUGGCCUCGCAGGACAGGCCCCAAGAGUUGACCAGGCCUCCUCCAGGCGCCAUUCUGGAAAAGCCUGAGCUCCCAGCCUUCCCUGAGGGUCCCCGUGGACCCCAGGAGUAUUCUGAGGAUGGAGAUCACAGAAGAAACAGGAGAAUAUGGGGAAUGCUGGAGGGCCAGAGGACUGCCGGCUUGAGCCUCUAUACGAUGGUUGUAUGACCCGGGGCAAGAUGUCUCACCUCUCUGUGCCUGGGCAUCCUCAUUUGUAAAUGGGGAUCUCUGAAACUUUCCUGCCCCACCUACCUCACAGGGCUGUUGUGAGGACCCAGGGAGUUUUGGUGUAGAAAUGAAAAUACUGAUAAAAUCUGGUGUGUGGCUUCUGACACA